AUGGACGUUGGACUCGGGGCAAGUUUUUUCCAGACCAAAGCUGGGGACGAACUCAAGCCAUCAUUACCACACGGCGAAGACACCGAGACCCAAGAUGUCGAGAGUGCGAAGACCGACGACCAACAGGCGGAACCCUGCGUUUUUGACAAGAAAGACAUUGCGAUCUUGACAGAAUAUCCCCUGCAGGAACACUAUACGAGGUCCUUAAGCGCAGUCAGCGAACCCGAAGCGCUAUUCCAGCCGUCGCCGGAAAGCUCGCGCCAAGAAGCAUGUCAACUGGCGCCGCUGCGGCAGUCGGAUCACUUUCAGCGUCUGUGGUUCGACCUUUCGAGGCUCCCCCAGAAGCGAUCUCCACGACAACGCUUUCAGCGGAUCUGGUACACGCACGGGAUGCUCUGGACAGUCGCCAGGUAUGAACUUUCGCUUUUGGCUAGCGGGGUCGAAGAGGAUUGUCAAGACAAGAGGUUUGCUCUGAUCGACGCAGAAAAGAGGUGGGCGGAGGCUUGCAGCUUCGAUGGUGAGGAGCGACAGUAG
This is a messenger RNA of Anthostomella pinea, 534 nucleotides long. NCBI's taxonomy places the organism in Eukaryota, Fungi, Ascomycota, Sordariomycetes, Xylariales, Xylariaceae. The record is from the annotation of a GenBank genome assembly.